Messenger RNA from Populus euphratica (Euphrates poplar), 4629 nucleotides. RefSeq lists its product as uncharacterized. Lineage: Eukaryota; Viridiplantae; Streptophyta; Magnoliopsida; Malpighiales; Salicaceae. The coding region runs from base 891 to 4238 and encodes 1115 amino acids. The transcript is spliced from 5 exons. The record is from RefSeq and is a predicted model, not a curated record.
AUAGACAGAUAGGGCUAUCGUGGCAUUCAUCUAAAGUUGUUCUUAAAGCCCAGAAAAUUUGGCUUCCUUCUCAGAAAAUAUCCGAAAUUUCUCCACUCGCCGGAGAUUGAAUCGCCGUCGUCGAUCGGAUUUCGGCAUUGGCUUAUAUUCCAUCUUUACUGAAGACACUUCAAGAAGAAGAAGAACAAGAAGAAGAAUAGAAUCUCUUUGAAGAUUUUGCUGAUCGGAGGAGACGACCAGGAUAUUACUAUUACUAUAUUUAUCAUUUGCUUCGAGAAAAUUGAGGAGUUGUAGGAGGCGGCGGCGGAUAUUUUGAUGACUAUUAAAGGAAAAGAAAAAGAUUAUUUAUAAAACGAAAAAAAGGUAUUAUUUUGAUUAAUUUCUACGAUUUGCUUGUUUUAUUACUGGAGGUUAACUUCUCUGGUUUUGGUCUUGAUCGAGACGGAUUUGAGUAAAGAAGAGAUUAGAUCAGGAGGUGGGGAAGGCAGAUCUACUGUAUAGAGUGCAAGAUUGCGGGAAAGAAGGGUCUUGAAUUAGGGUUUGUUUUGUUGUUGCAAUGAUUUAUGGAGUGAUAUGAGUAAGAAUUGAUGUUUUGUAUGUCCUGGAAUGAUUGCGUAAACUCGCUGGAUUUUUGGAAGCUGCCGGCGAAAGUUGAUUUUUUUGCUGGAUUUUGGAAUCUGCCGGCGAAAGUAAGAAGGGCAGAAACAUAUUAGAGGUUUGGAUCUUUCAGUUAUUAUCAGAAGGAAAUUCUUUCUGUCAAGAUUGGGGGAAUCAGGGCUAAAUCCUCUUCCACUCCUGUGACCAGGAGGAAGCAAGGAGCCACGGCAUCCUGCAAGAAUUUGGGUGGUGGAUCAUCAGUUGAUGGCCUAGAAAUUAUAGGAUCUGAUAGCAUGAUGAGUGCAGUAGGUCUAGAACUUACGAAUUUUAUAGAUCCUGAUUUGACUUGGAAGACAUUUACAAAAGGCCACAGGAGUACGUCAAGGCGUAAGCCAGUUGGUAGAAGCUUUAAUGGGAAGCCAAAGCUAUCAGAUGAGAGUGCCAGAAAUAUGGAUGACAUGACGGUUUCAGAUAACGAGAAGCAUGGUGUGGCUGUUCUUGGCUGCCGCUUCAGUGGAAAAAAUGAGAAAAAAGAGCAUGGACCCAUUAAAAAGCGAAGACAUACAGCCCAGGGUCUUGAAGUGGUUGAACUUAAUUCAACUGGGAAACGACGACGUCGAGGAACUAAUGCUGCUGUGCCAAGUAAGCUCAAUUUGAAGACAUCAGAGGUCCAUGAUAAGUUGGAUUACAGUGAUGACUUCUCAGGCAUUGAGAUACUCGCAGCUGUUGCUUGCAACAAUGGUAUGAUUAAUGACGCUGCUUGUGAUGAAGAAAGUUCAAUAGUGGAAGAGUCAACACGAGAAGGAGAGGGCUCAUCUUCUUCUGCAGUUCCGUUCAAAGAAACUGUUGCAUCCCCAAAAGAUAUGGCUGAUGACGAUAGACCAGAUGCCUUUCAAAAUAGUGAAGUUACAGUUUUGCAUACAUCUGCUGGUACCAAGGAUAGUGGAACAGGAGAAGGAUCUCUAUUGUCACGGGAUGAAAUGUUGAAUUUGGACUUGAAUGUUACCUGGGAGCAACCUUGUGAUACUUCGAUCUUUGAUUCCGGUGAAAAUGAUUUACAAAGUUGUGAGGUUAAGCCUGAAGCCUUGGAACAGCAAAACGCUCCUGACAGAGUGGUUUUGUCAGAUUUACUUGGGGAUAAUACAUCUGUUGAUUUGAUAGGCUUGUCUCUUGGGAUAUGUGAAUCGAUUAGAGAGGAACCUGAAUCUGAAGCUUGCUCCCUUCAUGAUGAAAAACACGAAGAAUGUUUUCUGUCUCCAUCUGGUAAUGCCCUGGAACCCUCCAUUUGUGGUGUUGCCAAUGCAGAAGCUUCAAGUCAGGCUGUUUAUGGGGAUGAAUCCCUAGAUCAUCCAUCGGGCAAUGCACUUCCUAGCCUUACUUUCAAGCAGUGUUCAGAAAUGUGUUCAUCAGAUGAACAAGUUAUAAAAGUUUUGCGUACGGAAAGUGUGCAGGUUGAGUCAUGUAAUUUUUCUCCUCACCAUCAACCUAACUUAGAGAGAGUUCCUAGUGAGAUUGAUCUUUCAAUCUCAAAUGAUAACGGAGAGAAUUCUCAGAUAGCAACCUGCUCACAUGAAGAUGGGAAGUUAAAUACAAGUAGCUUGGAAAACUGUCCACCAAUAGGACCUGCUUGGCUUGGAGUUGAAUCUGGAGGUCAAGAAGAGGAAUCAGGUGACCGGCAGUAUUCGCCUAAUAGAAGUGAUAUUUGUGCGCCCUGUUUGUCUUCUGAGAAAGGCCAACCUGUGAUGGAAGUGGAUGCCAAUGGAACCAAUGAGGCUUCUGCUGCCAAUAAAGCAGAAGCUUAUUCUCCAGUGCAAGCUGGGUCUGAGGAAUUGAUGCAGAAGUCUUCUGCAGACUCUACUGUCACUCCUGGAGAUGCAUGCGGAACACACGGUAAUGGUUUUACAAGUGGCUCAGCUAAGGCCAAUAUGGAAGAUCUGGAAGAUGACAGCUUUGAAUCAGAUGUUUAUCAAGCUGAGAAGGUUCACAUGGUUGGCAUAAACGGUUUAGAACUUCAGGCUGGUUAUGAUUCUCCGUUCGAGGAUGGGGAGUUGAGGGAAUCUGAUGCACAGUAUUGCUGGGAUGAAAAUGGGGAAGAUGGUGAAGUCGAGCAGGUGGACUAUGGGUCUGAAUUUGAUGAAGAAAGACUUCGUGUCUUGGAUAAUGAGAAGGAGAUGAAGGUUGAGAGAGGUUCCAGUUCGGGAUCUGAUUAUGUUAGUAGAAAAAUUGAACAAUGUGGGUUGGGAGAUUCUCUGAGAGAUGACUUGCUUAGCCCAAAGACAAGAACUUCGUAUGUCACUAUUGACAAGGAUUUCUUGUCCGGGGUGGUUGGAUCAAAGGCAUCCAAUAGAGAUUUCCUGUCAAGCAUUGAGGAGUCCAAUGCCAUAUUUAGGAAGCAUCGUACACUUAGGAGCAGAGCCAACAGUUUUUAUAAUUUAUAUCAUCGAGAUGAAAGGGAUGCAGGUUCCCAUAAGUUCAUGGGAAGGGACAGGACUUUUCCUCGAGCACGUGGCAGAAGUCCUGGAGGCCAUUGCUUUGUCAAUGAUGCACCAGGCUACUGUGACUCAGAAAGGCGCCAUUUUUGUACUUAUCGUGGCAAUUGUACUUCGGGCCCUUCUAGAACUAGAGGUGGUUUUGAUAGCCGCAGAGAUGUAAUAACCUCAGACCGUGCAGUCUCUGGAGGAGCAGGGUUUGCAGGAUCUGACAGCCGUGCCCACAGGCGAUUUGUUAAUCCUUCUUCAAACAGUUCAUAUGAACGGAUCACGAGGAGGAGAUCACCUGCCAGCAGAGAUGAUUUAUACCGUGUGCAUACAGGAAUGCAGCCUGUGAGAGAUGGUAGCCCGGUCAGGAGUGGGUUUAGGAGAUUUCCAAGAGGGGCUGCAACAGGAGGCUUGAGAGGGGAAUACCACAGGCCAAUUCCAGAGGACAAGAUUGAAUAUUCUAAUCGUCAUGCACCGCGGAAGCUUAGGAGAGAAAGAAGCAUCUCACCCCUAUGCAGAGGACAACCUAGCUACCCCUUCACACACAAGAAAUCUCGGUCAAGAUCUAGAAGUCGCUCUCCUUCAUAUUUAACUAGGGACAGAAAUGAGGCUUCAAGGCUUUGUAGCAGGUCUCCAGAUUUUAGGACUGAUGCUAGGAUGGAUAGAGUUAGGUUGCCAUUUCAGAAGCGUAUUCCAGCUGAUUUUGAAGAGGGGUUUAUCCCCACAAGAAGAAAUCACUUUACACAGCAUAAUCCCAGAUGGUUUGAUGAUCGAAAUGGUGGUUUAGAUAGUUUCAGGGGAAGAAAAUCACCUGUGAAGAUGUUCCGUUCAGAUCAAAGAUUUGAUUCAGGGCGGACCAUCCAGAGAUUGGAUUCAGAGGAUCAGUUCAGAGGGAUGAUACGAUCCAGAAAAUUUAACGAUAUGGGGAGCGCUAGCAGGGGGGGUGAAUUUAACAGCAGUGAUGAUGGUAGGAGAAAGCAUAAUAACAAAUAUGAGAUUGUUCAGCGAGUGAGACGAUAUGAUACAGAUGGUGGUCUGCGGCGAUUCCGGGUUAAUGCAGAAGAUUCCUUGGUGGCUAAUAAUGUUACUCCUAACUGUGAUGAUGGCAACAGAAUUACUGACAGAAGGCCUGGAGAGGUCCUUAGAAGGGAUGGUGAAGAGUAGUUUAUUUGAGAUAUCACCCAGAAGAGCGAAAACUUUGCUUUGGGUUUAUCUGAUGAUAGAUAGGGGUUUUUUCCUUCCUGUUCUUUCGUUUAUUGUAUAAACAUUUCAAGUUUUGGUAGGAAGUAUCUCAAUUCCAUCUUUUUUUCCCUACUGGUGGUGCAUGUGAGGGAGCAUUCUCGCGAGUUGCAUUUUCCCUGGCAAGACUCUGCUUCUUCCUUUUCAUAGGGGUUAGAUUAUGCAUUUGUUAUAUUUUUUCUCCUCAUUCCUUGUUUUUUUUCUCAUCCUUUACUACAUUUUUGUCCACAAGCCAACUCUGGCUGUUGUAACCUCAGUUUUGAGGUCAUUAAGGUAUAUAGUAAUCAAUGGAACUCAGAAAUGGUUUUUGGUUUUC